This is a messenger RNA of Meleagris gallopavo (turkey), 305 nucleotides long. The record is from RefSeq and is a predicted model, not a curated record. Lineage: Eukaryota; Metazoa; Chordata; Aves; Galliformes; Phasianidae.
GACCGCGAGGUCGCGGCUCUGGCCAACCGCUGGGGCUGCCCCGUGCUGUCCCUCGACAGCGACUUCUUCAUCUUCCAGCUGGCGGGCGGGGACUGCCCGCUGAGUGCCUUCCGCUGGCGGGACGUCCGCGCCGAGCGUUCGGGCCGCUACAUCCCCGCGCGGCGCUUCGAGGCGGAGAGCUUCUGCCGGCACUUCGGGCGGCUGAGGAGCAGCGCGCUGCCGCUGUUCGCCGUCGUGAGCGGCAACGACUACGUGGACGCGGCGGCGUUCGAGGGGUUCUUCGGCAAGGUGCGGCUGCCCGGGAA